GCCGUACUGUGAAAACGAGUCCUGAAUUUCCAUGAAUGUCACGACAAACAUGACAAACCUAGAGGUAUUUUUGGUGGAUCAAUAGCUGAAAAUGUGAGGUAUAUGUUGCGUAUAACAUUACGCACAUUUUACUACGGUGUAUACUAAAUGUAUUAUAAGUUGGUGGACAGGAAACCAUAAUAAUGACUGCGAAACACGUUGGGGGUGGAGCUCAGAUGAGCGACGCUUUCAUUGAGAAAACGGCGAAGGAAAAGGCCAGACUGGUGCAUAAGCUCUCCAAUCAAUUGAAAACGGACAUGGCACGGUUAUUGGAAGAUACUGAAAAUGCUGAUAUAAUACUUGUAUGUGGUGGUGAACAUCUACUGUCACAUAAGAUAAUGUUAGAAAGCAGAGUUCCUGAAUUUUAUAAUUACUUUAUUGGUGAUCAGUGUACAGCUAAGAAGAUCAUGAUGCACUGUGUCUUGUUAGAUGACCUCAAAGCUUUCCUCAGAGAUAUAUAUACUCUAAAUGAAAUAAUCACAUGGAGGGACACAAUAAAGGAGUGGAUCAAGAAACAACAGCUUGCAAACACCCACGUUGCUGCAGACACGGAAGAUAUGGAUGUAACGCUACUUACUAAUGGCAGAGAUGCAGAUGUACAAAUGAUUUCCCAGGAAAUGGAUGCUGUGCCAGAUGAUGAAGUUGCUAUGGCAACCACAGAGGACUGCAACGGUAAUGAAUCGGGGGCAUUUGGGGAAGCAGUUGCCAUGGCUGUGGAUGUGAACUCAGAUGUACAGCUUGAAAGUGGGGAAAAAGUUGCUUCAAUGGAGGUUGGAUUUCAAGAGACAGAAGAGAGAUUUGUGAAUGGCAAGGUUGCCACAGAGAUCAUUGUACCAGCAGAGUACCUAGAGGCUAAUAUGCCAGAAGCAACGUGUGAUCUUGCCAGGGAUUUACUAAGAAUGUUUGUGAAGCAGAAAGCCACUGAUAUAGGUCUAAGAGUACAGGGUAGGCUGAUUAAAGCACACAGGUUUGUUCUAUGCUGUAGAUCAGUUUAUUUUACUGCCAUGCUGUGUGGUGGCUGGGCUGAAAGCACCGCUGAAGAAAUUUACCUUCAUGAUGUAAGUUGUUCAACAGCACUGGCUGCCUUGUACUAUGUUUAUGGUGGUGUUAUGGAACAUCCAAAUGAUGCAAAUAUAGGUGAAUUAGUUCAGAUGUCAGAUAUGUAUGGUUUGGACGGAUUAAAAGAUAAUGCUGCAUUUAUUCUUAGAAGGGAUAAAUGCCACUUUUUUCACAAGCCAUGUAAUAUUUGUAUAACAGGGGUACCAGAAUGUCUGGCAUUAAGCACAGCUUAUGGAUUACAUGUCAUAUCAGAAAACUGCCUUAGGUGGAUUACCAAGCAUUUGGAUAAAGUUUGGAGUACAAAAACAUUUGCAGUUCAAUCUGAGGAGGUUUUACAGCAUAGUUUUGGAUAUGCUACAAGUAGCCUAGGAUUGGAUAAUGCAGUUGCCAUGGCAAUGCAGUGUGAUAAGCUUCUAACCAGUCUUCCACAUGUGAAAUGGGUGGAACCUGUUCGUUGCUUAGCAACUAACUUGCACACAACAUGCCUGGAUUAUUUAGUGAAGAAUUUUUGGGAGGUCGUAGACCAUCCCACCUUUGCUAUACUCUUGUCCGCAUCAUCUUGGAGCCAUGGUUUGAUAGAAGAUCUGUUUAAUACUAUAGUACAGAAUCUGACAGUUGACAAUGGGUGUCGCAUGUUUGUAGCUGCUAAUAGGCUCAAAGGUCAAUCUAAAUUUCAAGACUGGAAUCAGGAUAUAUUGAAUCUGGUGAAUAGUUUACAUGAUGGUACCAGGGCUUACAUGGUGAAUAAUGUCAACUUUUUGCUACACACCAAAGACUGGCAACUGAUACCGGAAUCACUGCAGAAUAACAUAAAACAAGAUGCAUUAUUCGUUGAUGAUACUAAGAAGAGUACCAUCCCUAAACCAACAUUAUCAAGUUCACUAAUGGGUCCUGGUAGAACUGGUAUACCAGGUAUAAAAAGACCCAGUAGAUUACCAACCACAUUACGAAGUAUAAAGGAUAAGACAAGUAAAAUCACAAUAGCAGAUAGGCCUAAAACUGCACCACCAGCUGUGAGGGAGUCUAGGCCUCAGAGCCCUGCUGUUGAUAAGAGAACUAAGGAAAAGCGGAACCUUCAACAACCUCGACCAUCUGCUUCAAGUAAGGUUGAAACAAAGCAAGACAAGAAGAGUACAGCAAUGGAGACACGGUCUCUAACUAGACAGGCCUCAAGGCCCUCUAGUUUGCCGACAAAAACAAUGACAGUUAAACCUAUUGAGGAAAAAACAAAACAGACUACACAAACAGCAAGGCAGCAAAGUCGGAGACCUGCCAGUGCGAGUCCAACAGUUCAAAGGUCACAAAGAACCACAACCACUGCCAUUAGAAGUCCAUUGAGCCCUCAUAUGCAGAGGACAACAAGAGAUGCUUUCAAGACUCCACUCACACUUCCGGUACAGAAAUCAGCUCGCCCAUCACCAGUUGUAAAAAGUCCCAUGCUAAGCCCAACAGAACCAUUACAAAAUAGGAUACCUUCAAAAACAGCCACUUGGCCACGAGCAAGUACUGCAAAGGCUCGAUCUAAAAAUAACUCUCAAAAUUCUAAAACAGAUAAACUAAUCAAAAGUAACCAAAAAAGUAUGGAUACUAUUUCAACAACAAAGCCUAAGACACCUGUGAGUCAACGUCGUUCUACUGAUAAUACAUCACUGUUAAUUAGCCCACAAAAGGAACGUAGCUUUGGUUUUGGUUUUAAAGCAAGUCAAGAGAAAGAAAGGACACAGUUAAGCAGUCCUCAAAAGGAACACAGUUUUGGUUUUAAGGCAACUCAAGAGAAAGAAGGAAAGUUCAAAAGUCCAGCAGUGCAAUAUUCAUCUUCUGGGGCUCGGCCCAAAAUACCUUCAAGUCCUAGAAAUUACGGAAGGAAAUUGGCUGGUUUGAAAUCUCCCAAUAGAGUUAAUGAGCAGCCGAUGGAGGUGGAGGUGAGCAGCCAAGCUGUUUGUGAGAAAACAUCUUACGACAUGUCUGAGGACAUCAUGCAGUCUCCAUGGAGAGAUGAAACUGAGCCUGAAAUGCAGCUGUCUCGAGAGAGUUCUGUUUACAGCAGUGUGAGUGAACAGUCCUCACAGGAGUUACCACUCAGACAUGUGUCUCCUCAACGUCAAUUGUGCUCUCCUGGACAAUCGGCUUCAUCACUUGACAGUAGUGAAACCCCGGCAAAAAUCAAGAAAAGCGGUUCAUGGAGGAGAUAUACGACAGACAGUGAGGUGUCAGUAACUGAAAAUAUAACUGCAUGGAGGAAAAUUAAUCAAGAAACUGAACAAAAAUCAGUACACGGUGUGUCUGAGGUAUGUGAGUCGAGUAAUGCAAGUUCUCCUGGAUCAACACCUGGUUCUCCAAAUCGAAGACUUGGUGCACGUCCCAAGGUGAGAUGCGGCAUUCCUCGGCCAAUUAAGUCACCAAGUCCUACCCUGGCAAAUAAAAUGUACACUUCUCCUGCAGAAUCUAAUAUUCCGACUAAAACAUUUCUUAGAAACUGA
Messenger RNA from Saccoglossus kowalevskii, 3578 nucleotides. RefSeq lists its product as uncharacterized. NCBI's taxonomy places the organism in Eukaryota, Metazoa, Hemichordata, Enteropneusta, Harrimaniidae. Gene Ontology annotation, molecular function: protein binding. The record is from RefSeq and is a predicted model, not a curated record.